AGGCCCAGAACGCCGGUCCCGUACCUUGCUGCCAGGGCAGCUGGGCUCAGCACUAGGGAAUCAGUCCGGGAUCAUUGAGGCCAGCCUGGGCGGUGCUGCAGCGCUCUGAACCCUCUCAGGUGCUUUAAAAAGCUGCUUGGGCAGAGACACCAGCUGUAGGUGUUGGUUAUGGCUGCAGUGUAUCAAGCACUGCACAGGAGAGUUUCCUCCCUUGCCUGCAGGUUGCACUCCACCUAUGUGAGAAAAAUGAGAUACUUAAAUCAGUUAAAGGAAGAUGACAGCCUUUGUAGACAAGCUCAGACCUCAGGAACUUUCUACCUCUUUCACAAUCUCUCCCCCUUCCUGCAGAAAGUUGGGAAGAAAUAUUUGGUACCACAGCUCAGUGCAGCAGAGACGAGACAGAUUCUGGGGAAGCUGCAGGAGGCCGAGCAGUGGAUGGAGAAGUCGGUGCUGAUCGGAUGUUCGGACGAGCACAGGCCGCACUUCGCGCUGGAUUUAGGAGCCUUGGAUAAAUCAGUCAUUGAGGCAGAACUGCAGGGAUCAUUUACUGACCUACGGAAAGCUCUCUUUGUCGUGGACAGGAAGGAUUCUCCUUUGCUGGCUUCAGCCCAGUCCCUCCUGCGGUGGCACGAUUCCCACCAGUACUGCAGCAGAACUGGGCAGCCCACUGAGAAGAACCCAGCUGGCAGCAAACGUGUCUGCCACGCCAGUGGAGUCACCUACUACCCUCAGGUGUCUCCAGUGGUCAUCACCCUGGUGUCUGAUGGGAGCCGCUGCCUCCUGGCCCGACAGCCCUCGUUUCCCCCGGGGAUGUUCACAGCUCUGUCAGGCUUCUGUGACAUGGGUGAGAACGUGGAGGAGGCAGUGCGGCGAGAAGUGGCCGAAGAGGUGGGGCUGGAGGUGGAGUCGCUCCGCUACUCGGCGUCCCAGCACUGGCCCUUCCCCAGCAGCUCCUUAAUGAUUGCCUGCCACGCCCUGGUGGGAGCGCAGCGGGCGGAGAUCAGUCUGGACACCCUGGAGCUGGAGGAAGCCCGUUGGUUUGGCCUGGAGGAAAUUGUGGAGGGUCUCAAGAGGGAGCCCAGCUCUUCCAAGCAAGAUGAUGGCAGUUUUUUACCGUGGUUCCCUCCCAAACAGGCCAUUGCUCACCAGCUGAUCCGUGAGUGGCUUCAGCAGCAGAGUGCCCAGACAGCUUAGGCAGGGCUUUAUCCACUCUGUGAUUCCAGAACUGUCAAAGCUCCACAGAAAAGAUUCCAAAGCUCCUGGAGGCAAGGGCUCUGUCACAGCGAGGGCAGCACUCAAGACACACUGACCUACAAAGGUCUCUGAACUGGUCUGACAGGCCCAUGUACAGUGGAUCACCUCUGAGAUACCUUGGUUUGAAGUAAAUGUACAAUAAAAUUCUUAGUUCCAAAGCAUCCAACUUGUUGUGACCAGCUGUCACUGACCCCAAGGCACCAAUGCCCCAUUUUCAUCCAUUUUUUCUGUCUUGGGUGGACAUUGAAUGCACCCUUUUUCUCAGAACAAAAAUAAAGGGAGAGUGGCACUUUC
Molecule: messenger RNA, 1548 nt
Organism: Melospiza melodia melodia
Lineage: Eukaryota; Metazoa; Chordata; Aves; Passeriformes; Passerellidae
Gene: NUDT13
Product: nudix hydrolase 13
Exons: 9
Coding region: 169-1194 (341 amino acids)
Molecular function (GO): hydrolase activity; metal ion binding
Source: RefSeq, a predicted model, not a curated record